Molecule: messenger RNA, 2268 nt
Organism: Mollisia scopiformis
Lineage: Eukaryota; Fungi; Ascomycota; Leotiomycetes; Helotiales; Mollisiaceae
Product: mitochondrial division protein
Exons: 4
Coding region: 135-2111 (658 amino acids)
Biological process (GO): negative regulation of transcription by RNA polymerase II
Cellular component (GO): transcription repressor complex; nucleus
Molecular function (GO): protein binding
Source: RefSeq, a predicted model, not a curated record
AUUCACACGACCAAGAUAUAAACAAGACAUUGAGUAUUUGACUUCUACCAUCCCACACCAGACAGCACAAACUUUGCCGGAACGUCAAUUAAUAUUGCUUCUUUACAUGCUUUGUUCACGGUGAAAGAAGACGUAUGGCUGGAUCGCGCAGCCGCAAUGCCUCUCCGUUUCGAGGUGCAGAGGAGGAUACUGCCAUAAUAUCCACUAGAGGCUUGGAGGCAUUUGGAAGAAAAGUUACCACAACGGCGGGUCAUUUGAUGGGACCUUUAGCAGAUCCCAGCGCCAGUACACAUUAUCAAAAUGCGAUGAGCGACCUACACAAGCAGCUACGAAGGCCGAAUCUGCAACGAAGUGUCUUCUCCUUCGCGAAAACGACCCCUACAGACCUGGUGCGCUCGAAACUGUCGACAUCAGAAAUACAGUAUCGCGCCUUGACAUAUUUACCCGACGAGCUCUUGAAAAACAUUCCAGAAGAUGAAAAUGCCUACUCGCUAUUCCAGGGCUUCCAAGCUACCUUGCCAGAGAGCAGCCCGGAAUCCAAGCGCCAUAGAAGACGUAUAUCAAGGGGACGGAAACUUUUGGACGAUGAUAAAUCGGAAUCCGAGACUCCUCCUACACUAGGAAAGCUCAAAAAGGAGCAAAACUCUCUGAACCACCAAUUGGAGAUGAUGAGUAUCAGAAAGAAUAUGGCUAGCAGUGAAAUCCGAGAGAUAGACAACAAGAUAGCAAAUCUCAAUAGUAUGCGGAAGAUCGUUUUAGAUCGUUUGGCUGGGUUGGAGCAGGAAGAGGCUUUGUUAGAACAUGACAUUCUCGACGUUGAAAACAGGCUUGAAGAUGCUCAAGAGCAGUUGGAUGAUGCUGAAGCUAUGGCAAAAACCUUAAAAGCCGAGGAUGAGGAAGUAAUUGAGGAUCCGGCAAUGGAUGCUUCUUUCAUGUCCGAGUCAAUCUACGAAAAGUUGCCCUCGGUAAACACCACUCCUACUCGACCAAAACGGCAUAAGACCAUUCGCCGAAAGUCAAUGCCCAUCUUACAUGAACAUUUUGAACCUGGGUCAAUGAUCCGAGAACUUCAUGCUCAUCACGAUGUGGUCACAGCACUAGACUUUGAUGUUCCGUUCGGCACUAUGGUUACCUCAGCUCUUGAUGACACCGUCAGAGUUUGGGACAUGAACGCUGGACGGUGCAUAGGGUUUUUGGAAGGGCACACAGCAUCUGUACGAACUCUACAAGUCGAGGACAACAUUGUCGCUACUGGUUCUAUGGAUGCCACUAUUCGACUAUGGGAUCUUAGUAAGGCUCGCUACGACCCCCAAGACAACCGUAUCAAUAAAGACGGCGAUGAAGAUGAUGACCCUCUAGCUUUUGGAAAUCCAGAAGAUGGGGAACCCGAGCCACCUGCUGGCAGCAUGGCUGAUUGUCCUCUGUUCACACUAGAAGCUCACGUAGAUGAAGUCACAGCCUUACAUUUCAGAGGAGAUACUCUCAUCUCUGGGUCGGCAGAUAAGACAUUACGCCAGUGGGACUUGGAGAAAGGACGUUGCGUCCAGACUCUUGAUGUAAUGUGGGCUGCCGCUCAAGCCUCUGCGACAAUGGGUUCCAAUGAAGGUGCCUGGAGACAGACAGGAAGAUUGCCAGACGCUUCUGCUGACUUCGUCGGAGCUGUGCAAGUAUUUGAUGCAGCUCUAGCGUGUGGUACCGCUGAUGGCAUGGUUCGACUUUGGGAUUUGAGAAGUGGGCAAGUACAUCGUAGUCUGGUUGGACAUACCGGACCUGUCACAUGUUUGCAAUUUGACGACGUUCAUUUGGUGACUGGCAGUCUGGAUCGCAGCAUUCGCAUAUGGGACCUCAGAACAGGUGCAAUCUAUGAUGCUUACGCGUACGAUGCACCAAUCACGAGCAUGAUGUUUGACAAUCGACGGAUCGUCUCAGCCGCAGGCGAAGACGUUGUGAAAGUGUACGAUAAAACAGAUGGCCGCCACUGGGAUUGCGGUUCAGGCGUCACUGCUGAAGAAGACGGGCGACAUCCUGCGAUUGUAGAAAAAGUCCGAAUCAAGGAUGGCUAUCUGACCGAGGGGAGAAAGGACGGCAUUGUAGGCAUUUGGACAUGCUGAAUGAUGCGCACUCUUGGUGCGUUAUAUAGUCUCGACUGCUAAAAGCAUGGGCGAGGCGUUUGUUUGCCUGGCGAGGAAGAUGUCUGUCUCAAUAAGAGACAAUGAAUGUUGUGUAAAUAUAUGUACCAACGAUAUCAUCGAUAUACAUAAAAUGGGU